UUUGGGCUCAAAAACAAACAAUUUAGUGUUUGAGUUUCAUUACCUUUCAAUAAACUUGCCAGUGUUUCUUAGUGCAUAAUUUCCUUGCACCAAUAUUUGCACUUAUCUGUUGCUGUCUGUUAGACAAUUAUGGCAUCACUAAGUCAACAAAAUGCAAUCUGUGAAGUUUGUGAUAAGGAAUUUUCAAGCACAUCUACCAGAAACAGGCAUUGGAAAAAGUUUCACCCUGAAUUUGUUGGGAAGGAACAAAUAAAACACAUUAUAUGUCCAAUGUGUACUAAUGAUAUCCAGACAUUUUCAUAUUUUAACUGUUUAAACAAACAUUUGCUUGAUAUUCACCAUAUAACUGUCAAAGAAUCAAUUUUAAAUUUUAGGAAUUUUGAAGAUUUCACAUCUUGGAGGGCACAAGAUAAUAGGGAAGUAGAUUAUGCUUGUCAGACCCGAAACAAGUUUAAGAAUGGGGAAGAACACAUAUUUUACCAUUGCAACAGGAGCGAUAUCAGAGGAUUUAAUAGCGCGUGCAAAGUGAGAAGUGAGAAGUCUGGGGGAAGCAUUCGCAUUCAAGGAACAUGUCCCUCAAGGAUUUUAGUAAAAGUUUUAACAAGCGUUGCUGUGAAAUUUGUGGAAACUCAUGUAGGACAUGCAGAUGAGUUAAGAUCAAAACGGUUGUCCAAGGCUAAAGAAAAUAUUGUAGUUGGGCCAUUGACUGCAGGAGUGACAAAUGAAAGGAUAAUUCAAGAUGCUAGGAAAAUUCAGAACAACACAAUAGAAAGACUAAACCUACUAACAAGAGGAGACCUUGCAUAUUUGUUAAGGAAGUAUAAUAUUGACAAAAAAAGAGAUGCUGAUGAUAUGGUAGCGACAGCUUUAAAAAUUAAUGAAUGGAAUAGCCAAGGAAAAAAUUAUGCGUUUUUAUUUAAAAGAAUAGGCGAUAGUUAUCCGGGAUUGAAUAAUCAUGAUUUUGCUGUGGGAUACAUUAAUGGAAUAAUGGAAAAAAAAUUAAAGGACUUUAAAAGGAUUAUUUGCAUAGAUGGGACACACGGAACAAAUAGAAGAAAUCUAGAUCUAACAAUAAUUCUCGUUAAGGAUGAAAAUAAUAUGGGCUUCCCAGUCGCAUUUUUACUUUCAAACAGGUUAGACCAAGUAAUCCAAGAAAUCUUUUUUAGGGCUCUUCAACUAAGGCUGGGCGAGACUCUUCAGACCGACUAUAUAAUGAGUGAUGAUGAUCCCAAAUAUUAUAAUGCAUGGAUCAAGGUGAUGAAUUUAGCAGAAAAACCUAGAAGACUUCUUUGUUCAUGGCACAUUAUCAAGAAUUGGAACAUCAAAGGAAGAUCAAAAUUGAAGAAGGCAGAAAACAGAAUACAUAUGAAGAAGGAAAUGAGGAACAUUUUAAAGGAGACCAAUGUUGCCACUUUUAUGGUGUUAAAAGAAAACUAUUUCAAGCAUUUGGAAGAGGAGGGUGAACACGAUUUCUUGAGAUACUUGCAGACCUUCUAUUUUCAAACUGAAGAAAGGAUGAUGAUGUGGGCCCAUUGCCACAGAAUAAAUGUUGGUAUAAAUACAAAUAUGGCUAUAGAAAGUUUAAACAAAGUACUAAAAUACAAUAAAAUGGGAGGUCGACGCAAUCUUAGAGUUGAAAAGUUGCUGGAUUUGUUGGAUGAACUUGUGGAUGAGAGGAUGUGGAAGAGGAUAAUUAAUAGUGAAAGACCAAACUCAAAUAGCUAUCAGCAUAAAAUUGUAAUAGAAGCCCAUAAGAAAGCCGAAAAAAUGAAUGGUAAGGUAGAAUUUUUAGAAUUUGGAAAAUUUAAAGUACAAAGUGUUUCGGUAAGUGGUAAGUUCUAUGUUGUGUCUUGUCAUGAACUAUGUGAUGAGCAAUGUCGCACUGGAUACUGUAAGACCUGUAAAAUAUGUUUUCAUAAAUACAGAUGUGAGUGUCCAGAAAAUUCUGUCAAAACAGUACUUUGUAAACAUAUACAUGCUGUAGCCAUUUUUGAGCAGAGGAGCGAGUUUGUUGUAGGGCCCCCAACUGUGAGUGAAGAGGAAGAGGAUAAUGUUUUGUAUGUUAAUCAACCCACAACUAGCCAAAUCAAUUAUCAGGAGGAUGUAAACCAUUUUAUUCAGGAGAGUUCAAGAAUGAAAAUCAAUAGUUCUGCAAUGGACUUUGAAGAAAAUCGAGAAAUUGCAUUGCAAGAAAUUUGUAGCUAUGGUAGAAGUUUAGAUAAAAAUGCAUUUGCCAGAUUUAUGGCUGUAAUCAACAAAUUUAAAAAUAAAGAGGUGGAGGAAGAAAAUUCUCAGGGCAUUGAAAAGAAAAGAAAAAUUGAAAAACAAAUGUACUAUGCAAAUAAAAAAUAAGCUAGAUUUCUUUGUGUAUUUAAUGGCUAGAUAAUAUUUGAAUUGUAGCUAUUUUUUAUGUUUGUAUAGCUGUGAAGUUAACAAAAAUAGGAUGUGGUAUUUUAUAUAGUAUUUUGUGUUAUAAUCAGUAUAAUAUAACUAAGUAUAUUUUUUGUAAGG
Messenger RNA from Anthonomus grandis grandis, 2511 nucleotides. RefSeq lists its product as uncharacterized. The transcript is spliced from 8 exons. The record is from RefSeq and is a predicted model, not a curated record. The coding region runs from base 130 to 2352 and encodes 740 amino acids. NCBI's taxonomy places the organism in Eukaryota, Metazoa, Arthropoda, Insecta, Coleoptera, Curculionidae. Gene Ontology annotation, molecular function: zinc ion binding.